This is a messenger RNA of Penicillium soppii, 987 nucleotides long. Its product is annotated as putative aldo-keto reductase (AKR). The coding region runs from base 1 to 987 and encodes 328 amino acids. Gene Ontology annotation, cellular component: cytosol. Gene Ontology annotation, molecular function: aldose reductase (NADPH) activity. The record is from RefSeq and is a predicted model, not a curated record. Lineage: Eukaryota; Fungi; Ascomycota; Eurotiomycetes; Eurotiales; Aspergillaceae. The transcript has a single exon.
AUGUGGGAAAAAUACUGCCUGCGUCCAACGCAGGGCACCGUCUCCACCACCAUCCCAGUUUUCAUCUAUGGCACAGCCUGGAAAAAAGACCGCAGUGCAGAUUUAGUCUACAAUGCAAUCAAAGCUGGGUUCCGGGCUGUGGAUACAGCGGCCCAGCCUCGCCAUUAUCAAGAGCAUCUCGUCGGCGAUGGUAUCCGCAGAGUCAUUGCCGAUAAGAUCGUUGGUCGAAAGGAUUUAUAUGUGAGGAAAAUUGCCAUUUUUGAUAUUCCAGACAGCCAGACAGCUAAUAAUAGCCAGGUACAAACAAAAUUCAGUCCUGUAUCGGCACAAGACCCAGAGAAUAUGCCAUAUGAUGCUUCUGCGCCGGUGACGGAACAGGUCCAUGCAUCGAUCAAAUCAUCUUUGCAGAAUCUUCGCUCAGAGAGUGAUCCCAGUUCGGUGGAUGAGGCCUACAUUGACACCGUAGUCAUCCACUCGCCUCUAUCAACUCUCGCACAAACGCUAGAGGCCUGGCACGCUCUGGAAACCUAUGUCCCCCACCGCAUCCGUAAUCUAGGAAUCUCUAAUUGCACAUUACCCAUGCUGCGGGAGCUCUGCACUUCAAGCCAAACGACCGUGAAGCCAUCAGUGGUUCAGAAUAGGUUCUACGAGGAUACUUUGUUUGAUGUUCCCCUGAGAGCGUUCUGUCGCGAGAACCAAGUUAUUUACCAAAGCUUUUGGACUUUGACAGCAAAUCCGGACCUUGUGCGCUCUGAACCUGUGCAAGUUCUUGCUCGUCAUGUCAAUAUCACCCCAGCUGCUGCUUUCUAUAGUCUUGUUAUGGGUCUGGAAGAUGUGACCGUGCUGAAUGGGACUAAGAAUGAUGAGCGUAUGGCGGAGGACUUGGCUGCCCCGAAAAAAGUUGAGGACUUUACUAUGAGGGAACCCGAAUUGUGGCAGCAGAUAUUAUCGAAAUUCCGACAAUUGAUCGGUGAACCUUCGACGUAA